Messenger RNA from Pyrenophora tritici-repentis Pt-1C-BFP, 1377 nucleotides. Lineage: Eukaryota; Fungi; Ascomycota; Dothideomycetes; Pleosporales; Pleosporaceae. The record is from RefSeq and is a predicted model, not a curated record.
AUGGUCUACUCACUGUCUUAUCGUCGCCCCGAGCGCGCCUCUCGCCCCGAAACGCCUUCUUCCAUCUCCAGCGAACACAAGCAAAAGUCGAUCCAUGAAUCAGUCCGUUCGAGCGGCAGCGGCAUGUCCAACGGUAUUCCCGAGGCCUUGUCCUUUGACACUAUCAUUGCUGGCGGUGCCUGCCCACCCUGCACCGUUCGUGACUUUAUGAAUUUCCUCAAGUACAUUGAAUUAUCUGCCGAAAACCUCCAAUUCUUCCUUUGGUACCGCGACUACGUCAAGCGCUUCGACAACUUACCCGAAACUGAGAAAAUCCUAUCUCCUGAGUGGACCGGCGAGAAGAACAUUGGCGAAGCGCUCAAAAACCCACGUGCCUUCAACGCUGGUGCCGCAGCCAUACUCAAAGGCACUGACUUUGCCAAUGAAGGCAAGCCCACCGAGUCGGAGAAGGGCGCCAGCAAUCCCUUCUUCACUCCCCCUCGCACGCCAACUAGCCUUGAACAAAGGCGGGACGAUUACUCCAUCGACUCGUUUGAUGGGAGUGUAGGGGUUGGCAAAGUAGACCACACUCAACGUGCUGCUGGUGCGUUUGAUAGUGCUGGUCUCAAAUGGAAACCACGAACCAAUCGCUCAUCCGCCACAGUUUCCGUUCAACCCUACCGAGAAGAGAUCGAUCGCAUCAUUUCCAUAUACAUUGCCGACAACGGUUCGCGACAACUGAACUUGUCCUCCAAGGAGCGUACGGGGCUGCUACAUGCUCUCCAGAACACAACACAUCCCUCGGCUUUUGCCGAAGUCAUCACCACCGUCGAGUGGUCACUUCGAUGUCAAGCGCAUCCCAACUUCGUGCGCUGGACCAUCUGCAACGGCAAUCGCGCACGUGUCAUCUUCGCUCGCGGCCUUGGCCUCUUCGGCAUUGCUGCUGGUUUGAUCGUUGCCAUCAUCCUCACACUCAGCAGCGCAGGCCGUGCAUGGCGUAUCAUCUCCAUGAUUGGCUUCUUCAUCGGUAUUUCUACACUGAUUGCAGCAUGGAAGGGCAUGUGUGUUGUCCUUCACGGCAUGCACCACCGACACGUGCGACCCUGGGAGCUCUUCACAUCCGACGACGAGCAACAGGCGUACGACUUCAAAUCCGACUCGUUCAACAGUGUCGACUCGCAUUCCUCAAGCAACUCAUGGGAAGAUGAGCCUUGGGUUGCGCGUUACGAGAAGCGCAAUGUUGUUCGAAAAAUCUUUGAUCGCGAAGUCUGGAUCCAGGAGCCUGCUUUGCGCCAGAUACAAGACACCAUCUUUCUUCAAGCCAUCUUAGGUGCUCUGAUCAUCUCUGCUGUAGCCGUUGGCAUCUUCUGUGCCAUUCCACAAGGCAACUUCUUCUAG